This is a messenger RNA of Rhododendron vialii, 2041 nucleotides long. Its product is annotated as tubulin beta chain-like. Gene Ontology annotation, cellular component: cytoplasm; microtubule. The transcript is spliced from 3 exons. The record is from RefSeq and is a predicted model, not a curated record. Lineage: Eukaryota; Viridiplantae; Streptophyta; Magnoliopsida; Ericales; Ericaceae. Bases 382 to 1737 code for a protein of 451 amino acids. Gene Ontology annotation, molecular function: GTP binding; structural constituent of cytoskeleton; GTPase activity. Gene Ontology annotation, biological process: microtubule cytoskeleton organization; mitotic cell cycle.
AAUGCGAAUGUCGAAAUUCACAUUGUUUUGAAAUUCACCUCACAUUGUUUUGAAAUUCAAUUUAUGUGCUUAAUUUUGGACCCUACACCACUUAAGGCACACCACAUGGUGGCGACAAGAAGCACUGAAUAAUUUUUCCCCACCACCCCCUUCCCUCCCUCCCCCACUCCGUGAACGGUUAUGGCGCACUUAAAAUAAACACUCCGACUCUCCCUCCCUCCCUCACGUCCUCCCCGCUUCCCCUCUCUCUCUCUCUCUCUCUCUCUCUACAACUCCCUUUCUCUCUCUCUAUUUCCCUCUCUCUCUAUAUUCUCAUCCCAUUCCUAUACAUACACAAUCUCCAUCUGAAUCUCAAGCGCCCAGAACAACAACAAAUUAACGAUGAGAGAGAUCCUCCACAUCCAAGGCGGCCAAUGCGGGAACCAAAUCGGGUCCAAGUUCUGGGAGGUUAUCUGCGGCGAGCACGGCAUCGAGCCCGAUGGCCAGUACAAGUCCCUCGACGCCGACCACACGUCGGAACUCCAGCUGGAGCGGAUCAACGUGUACUACAACGAGGCGUCCAACGGGCGGUACGUGCCCCGGGCCGUGCUCAUGGAUCUCGAGCCGGGCACCAUGGACAGCAUCAGAUCCGGCCCGUACGGGAAGAUCUUCCGUCCCGAUAACUUUGUGUUUGGGCAGUCCGGAGCGGGGAAUAAUUGGGCCAAGGGGCACUAUACGGAGGGCGCGGAGUUGAUCGACUCGGUGCUUGAUGUUGUCAGGAAGGAGGCCGAGAAUUGUGAUUGCUUGCAAGGUUUCCAGGUAUGUCACUCGCUUGGAGGAGGCACCGGUUCGGGCAUGGGAACCCUGUUGAUCUCGAAGAUAAGGGAGGAAUACCCAGACAGAAUGAUGCUCACAUUCUCUGUUUUCCCUUCACCAAAGGUUUCCGACACGGUUGUUGAACCCUACAAUGCCACCCUCUCGGUGCACCAGCUGGUAGAGAAUGCUGAUGAAUGCAUGGUCCUUGACAACGAGGCACUCUAUGAUAUUUGUUUCAGGACAUUAAAGCUCAGCAAUCCAAGCUUUGGGGAUCUUAACCACUUGAUCUCUUCAACCAUGAGUGGGGUAACUUGCUGCCUUCGAUUCCCCGGCCAGCUGAACUCCGACCUCCGAAAGCUAGCCGUGAACCUAAUCCCAUUCCCACGCCUUCACUUCUUCAUGGUGGGAUUCGCACCCCUCACUUCCCGUAGGUCCCAGCAGUACGCCUCCCUCUCUGUCCCAGAACUGACUCAGCAAAUGUGGGACGCCAAGAACAUGAUGUGCGCCGCUGACCCCCGCCAUGGCCGCUACCUCACUGCCUCCGCCAUGUUCCGUGGGAAAAUGAGCACCAAAGAAGUCGACGAGCAAAUGAUCAACGUCCAGAACAAGAACUCGUCCUACUUCGUGGAGUGGAUCCCGAACAACGUGAAGUCGAGCGUUUGUGAUAUCCCCCCUAUCGGAAUGAAAAUGGCAUCCACGUUUGUGGGCAACUCGACCUCAAUUCAAGAGAUGUUCAGGAGGGUGAGCGAGCAGUUCACUGCUAUGUUCAGGCGCAAGGCGUUUCUGCAUUGGUACACUGGGGAAGGGAUGGAUGAGAUGGAGUUCACGGAGGCCGAGAGUAACAUGAAUGAUUUGGUGGCGGAGUAUCAGCAGUAUCAGGAUGCUACGGCGGAGGACGAGGGAGAGUACGAGGAGGGUAUGGAAGAGAAUUAUGAGGCGUGAGAGCUGCAACAAUGGAAUUUGAUUUCCUAAGUUUUUGCUUUAUCUACUACUCUACUAGUACUGCUAUCCAUCUGGGCGUCUUUCUUUUUCCUUUGUUGGUUUUGGGUUCUGUUCCAUUUUCAUCAUCUUUUCCUGUCAAACAUGUGGUUUUCUCGUUGUUAUUAUACUUUCCCUAUUGGCGAUUUGGAUGUCAUUGUUUGUUUUUAUUAAUUCAUUUGGGCCAGUAAGAUUUGCUAUUGUAGAAUGAAGCCAGAGUGAUAUAUUCUUGUUCCUGUUCCUGUAGAAAUUCCUUCUAUUUUGUGAA